UAAAGAUCAACAACAUUCUCUUCUUUAUGACUUUAUCAAGUUUUAUUUUUUGCAGUAUUUGGAGUUUAAAUCCCUGGUUUUACUUCUUUAGUCUUCUAUUGGUAACAAAACAUCUCUUUGGGAUACCAGUUUCUCUCGCAUCUGCUUCUUCUGGGGGUGGUUUUCAGGGGUUAUAUAUUUCUCCCUACUCACAUUUCAAAGUGAUUUGCUUUUUGCUUUCGUGGGUAGUUGCCAAAAUCUUGGAUUUAUACUCACUCGUUUUAGUCGUCAGUAUUUCUCUAACUCCUCCCAUAAUUUUACAGUGAUGCAAAGACGAACACUUUAUCUACUAAUUUCAUUGCAUUCUCUACAUAAAACCCGUUACUCCAACCCAUAUGAUGCUUACUGGGUUCUUUCGGUCUGGUGUGUGAUAUCGGGAGAAAGAGCGUAAUGUUGCUUUAAGAAAAAUGAGAUCCGAUACAUUUACUUCAUUUGUGGUUCUUUGUGUUGUCUUUGGAGGUCUUUUUGUGAUCGUUGAUUCUUUUCCAAGAGAUGAAGUUCGGGCUCUUUUGAACUUCAAGGAAGCUAUAUAUGACGACCCACUUGUGUUUCUGUCCAAUUGGAACGCCUUAGAUGCAGAUCCUUGUGACUGGCCUGGUCUGUCAUGUUCUCUUGCUCGAGACCGUGUUGUGAAGAUAAACAUCACUAGCUCAUCUUUACGAGGGUUUCUUGCACCAGAAUUGGGUAGAAUCACCUAUUUACAAGAACUAAUUUUGCAUGGGAAUAAUCUGCUUGGUAUAAUACCAAAAGAAUUGGGCUCCCUGAAAUUCCUUAAGCUUUUGGAUUUGGGGAUGAAUCAACUGACGGGUCCAAUUCCUCCAGAGUUAGGGAACUUGACCAGUAUCCAGAAAAUAAACCUCCAGUCAAACGGGUUGACUGGAAAAUUACCUCCUGAGCUUGGCAAUUUGAAGUAUCUGCAGGAACUUCAGCUUGACCGGAAUAAGCUUCAAGGAACUCUUCCUUCUACUAACAAUUCAGCAACAAAGUCCGACAUUCGUGGAAUGUAUGACUCAAAUGCGAACUUAACUGGCUUCUGCCAGUCUUCUCAGUUAAAAGUGGCUGAUUUCUCAUACAACUUCUUUGUUGGGAGCAUACCCAAGUGCCUGGGGUAUCUUCCAAGUACAAGCUUUCAAGGAAACUGCCUGCAAAAUAAAGAUCCUAAGCAGCGUAAUGCCACACAAUGUUCACUUUAUGGUAGUACUCCACCUACCAGAAGCCAUCAAACUAACAUAUCUAGGCAUCGACCUGCUGAUGACACUGCUAAUCAUCAGGGGUCAUCAAAACCCGCGUGGCUUUUGGCUCUGGAAAUAGCGACAGGAACUAUGGUGGGUUCACUCUUUAUUGUUGCAGUUCUCACUGCUCUUCAGAGAUCCAAUAGCAAAUCUUCUCUCAUAAUUCCUUGGAAGAAAUCAUCAAGUGAGAAAGACCAUAUGACAGUGUACAUAGAUUCUGAGAUGCUGAAAGAUGUCGUGAGAUUCGCCAGACAAGAGGUUGAAGUUGCCUGUGAAGAUUUUAGCAACAUUAUAGGCUCCUCACCUGGGAGUUUGGUCUAUAAAGGUACCAUGAAAGGUGGGCCUGAAAUCGCAGUGAUAUCCCUCUGCGUCAAAAAAGAGCAUUGGACAGGCUAUCUUGAGCUGUAUUUCCAGAAAGAGGUGGCAGACUUGGCUAGAUUAAACCACGAGAAUGCAGGAAAGUUGCUUGGAUAUUGUAGAGAAAGCAAUCCAUUUACGAGGAUGCUGGUUUUUGAAUAUGCAUCAAAUGGGACUUUGUACGAGCACCUCCAUUAUGGGGAAGGAUGCCAGUUUUCUUGGACACGUCGUAUGAACAUUGUUCUAGGCAUUGCUCGUGGACUCAAGUAUCUCCACACAGAACUUGAGCCGCCAUUUACAAUAUCAGAGCUGAAUUCUAGUGCUGUAUAUCUUACAGACAACUUUUCACCUAAGCUGGUUGAUUUUGAAAGUUGCAAGACAAUUCUUGCAAGAUCAGAAAAGAACUCAGGCUCUAUUGCUAACCAAGGAGCUAUUUGUGUUCUUCCAAAUUCUAUGGAGGAGCGCCAUCUGGAUGUCCAAGGCAAUGUUUAUGCUUUUGGUGUUCUCUUACUGGAAAUUAUCAGCGGGAGACCUCCGUACUGCAAGGACAAAGUCUGCUUGGUAGAAUGGGCUCAAGAAUAUCUGGAGUUGCCUGAAGUGAUGUCGUAUGUCGUUGAUCCCGAGUUGAAACACUUCAAAUUUGAUGACCUCAAGGUUAUAUGUGAAGUGGUGCACCUUUGCAUCGAUCCAGACCCUAGUAAGAGGCCAUCCAUGCAGGAAUUAAGCACCUUGCUGGAGAGCAGAAUCGAUACAUCCAUACCCGCUGAGCUCAAUGCAUCUUCUCUGGCCUGGGCUGAGCUUGCACUGUCGCCAUAGUGGAGUCAAAUGCUAGCAACUAACAUGCUGUAAAUCACACAUACCUUUCUCCCUUUUUAUAUCUUCCUCUGUAGUCACUGGUCAGAAAUCACACACAUUGUUCUCCCAUCCAUUUUCUUUAUGUUCAUUGUAAAUGCUUGCAUGCUAGGAGGCAUUGAGGCUCACGUUUGUCAAGGACUUGUCUUCUGUAUACUUAAUUAUUUAAAAGAAAUCAUUUAUAUAUUCUUAGUAUUAAAAUUUGUAAAGAAGAUCAUGAUGGA
This is a messenger RNA of Tripterygium wilfordii, 2704 nucleotides long. Its product is annotated as probable LRR receptor-like serine/threonine-protein kinase At1g63430. The record is from RefSeq and is a predicted model, not a curated record. Lineage: Eukaryota; Viridiplantae; Streptophyta; Magnoliopsida; Celastrales; Celastraceae. Gene Ontology annotation, molecular function: ATP binding; protein binding; protein kinase activity. The transcript has 13 exons. The coding region runs from base 447 to 2444 and encodes 665 amino acids. Gene Ontology annotation, biological process: protein phosphorylation.